Molecule: messenger RNA, 4095 nt
Organism: Cylas formicarius (sweet potato weevil)
Lineage: Eukaryota; Metazoa; Arthropoda; Insecta; Coleoptera; Brentidae
Product: RING finger protein nhl-1
Exons: 8
Coding region: 252-4010 (1252 amino acids)
Biological process (GO): proteasome-mediated ubiquitin-dependent protein catabolic process; protein polyubiquitination; negative regulation of translation
Molecular function (GO): zinc ion binding; ubiquitin protein ligase activity; translation repressor activity
Source: RefSeq, a predicted model, not a curated record
CAACACAACUGUCUACGCGAAAUUACCUGCAACAGUCCAGUCAGUGCAGGCCGGCAGACGUUGCGGCCUAAAAUUCUACUUCAUAGAUUUUUUCAAAAUUUAUCAAAGUGAAGUUCUCGAGGCAACGGUUUCCGACAAUUUUGCAUUACGGAAAUAUCGGUGCAGAUAAGAGUAUCUACUAGGUGCCCCACGGGGCCUCGGAUAAACUCCACUUUAUGAAAUACUUUUGCAGGGCCAUUGACUGAUGAAAUAUGGAACAAUUCGAGCAACUACUGACCUGUGCGAUUUGCCUGGAUCGUUACCGAAACCCGAAACUUCUUCCGUGCCAGCACAGUUUUUGCAUGGAACCCUGUCUUGAAGGUCUAGUCGACUACGUGAGACGGCAGGUGAAAUGCCCGGAAUGCCGUGCGGAACACAGAAUACCUUACCAAGGGGUUCAGGGUUUUCCCACCAACGUGACUCUCCAAAGAUUUCUGGAACUUCACAUCGAAAUAACCGGCGAACUACCAGAUCCCAACGCGGGACAAGUAAUGGAACGGUGUAAUGUGUGUUCCGAAAAAGCUUACUGCAGUUUCUGCUAUCACUGCGACAAGAAAAUAUGUGAAGAAUGUAAAGGAGCGCACAUGGAAAUCCUACGUCGCGAAAUUUCGAGAAUAAACAAUCAAAUUAGAAGAGGGAUUCAUCGCCUUCAAGACACUCUCUCGUUGGUGGAAAAAAACGCACAAAACAUACAAACCAAUUGUUUAUCGGUUGGCGAAGAAGUGGAAGAAAUUUACAGAAGAUUAAACAAGGCACUCAAAGAUCGAACUGAAUAUUUGCGUGGCGAAAUCGACCGCUAUUUAGGAACAGAACUGCGAACGCUGACUAGCUUAAAGUCGAAUCUGGAACUGGAAAUUUCCAACAUUUUAAGCAACUGCGACUUAGCUGACAAACACAUGAACGAAAACGUUGAUCUAUGGGACGACUGCGAACUAAUGGACGCGAAAGAAAUUUUCUUGAAAACGGUUGAGUUCAUACGCAAUUUUGAAUAUGAAAACACAGAUUACAGCAGAAAAAUUAGAUUAGUACUCGCGCAUGAUCCUAACCAGUUAGUUUUACACGUGGCUGGAUAUGGGGACCUAAAUAUCGCUUCCAACCCCUUUGGCCAAACUAGUGGGCUUUUGCAGCCUCCCGGUCCGGGUCUGAUGAGGUCAAAGAGCGAUCACAGAUUAGCGUUCCGCCAGCAGGAAUCUGGAAGCUACGAUAGAGGUUAUGGCGAACAAGAGCAAGAUUCUGUCCUCGGAGGAAGAAAAUUUGGAGAACGCACUCAAAAGCCUGGAACUAGUGACAGAUACAGCGCCGAUAGAUAUGGCAGAACGGGGGCUGAUUACGAAGAAGAUCACGAAAACCGCCCAGCUAGAUCGAAAUACAGCAGGUAUAGGCGUCGCGCUGCCACAGCAGCAGAUGACGAAUCUGACAACGAGCAAAAUAAAGGAGUCAGAUUUCACGAACAAAAAAAAGAGGAAAGGGAACGAACGCUGGACACUGAAGAUGUUGCACGUGGUCCUCUAAGUGGAAUUACCAGACUAGCAGAUUCUCCAAGGGUAAUGAAAAAACUACAGGAGAGUGCAAGUGGAAAGAAAAAAGAGAAAGAUACCCCACAACCGCCUACACCUACCCCGCCUCAGUCAAAGGUAGUUCCCAAAAGACCUCCUCCGACUACUAGACAAGUGAGCGAGGAAGAUGAGAUAUCCAAAAUAAAAAAGCAAAAUAAAGGGGCAACUACAUCAACCGAAACUGCUACUGAAACCAGAGCAGCUGAAAGGACGGAAGAAAGACAUGGCACUCAAAGGAAAACCCCUGCCCCCGAGGCACCGUCAAGCGCUGAAGAAUCUGAAGAAUCUCUACCAGCGCUACAGACACAAAGAAAAACAACUCCAUCUAAAGUAACGGCGCCAACUUCUGUUACAAGGAGGCUGUCGGAAACGCCGCAUAAGAAAAGCGCACGAUCCGCCAGUAGCGAUUCGAGCUCCUCAGCCGAAUCCGCCUCUUCUGGCGCAAUUCGAAAUACUGGAGCCCCAUUUACCACUGAAGAGGUAAAACAAAAAUAUUUGUCGCGUAGCAACGAGCCUCCCGAAACGCGAAGUAGAACCUCGUCAGCUACUAAAGACUCACCAAAACCUUUCCAGAGUCGUUUUUUAAACAAACCGGCCACGGUUGCGCCUCCGCCAGCUAAAGAUGACGACGAAACGGAAACCACUUCAGAAGAGGAAACUGAAUCCGAAGAGGAGUCGGACGAACCUGCAAGUAAGAAAUCGGACGAAAAAAUGGCCAAAAGCGAUAUUGGUCCUUUGUUAGCGCGCAGUGCUAAUGCUAGAGAUUCUAGCUCUAGCAAAACAAACAGGGACGAAUCUCCUUUAAGUAGAUCAAAAUAUUCAGCGUCAGAUGAACAAACAAAUAGAUAUGGAGGAAGGAGACGAACAACAACCGCCCACGAGGAAGAACCUUCACGCUACGGUUACACUAGUCGCUUCCUAAACAAAAGCAAAAGCUCGGCGGCAAUUGCGCAAGACGAAGACGACUACAAUCCGAAAUACGGUUCCUCUGCGAACAACGAUGAAGAAAGUAAAUAUCCGAGCGGGCGGUCGAGGUAUAUGGCAUUGAAAGAAAGGCGUCAGCGACUAGCGAGGAGUCGUAGCAGUCAACAAUUCGGCGACGAGGAGGAAGUCGAUGAUCCGAUUUCCCCUACGACGUCUAAUCCGUCAGCCUAUUUGGCUUCGCGAGGUUACGGCACUUCAGCAUCAGCACAUGAUCUUGCAAGGAGCCGUUCCUCUCAUACACUAAAAUCCAGAGAUAAUUCGCCCGAUAGAGCUGCAGCGCCCACCGAAAAGGACGGGGCGGCUCUAAGCUCAUGGGCGCGAUAUUUGAAAAACAAAUACGGCAACAGAAGCGGAACGAAAGACAAAGAGAAUAACGUAAGCGCUAGUUCGCCACCGUCGAGCAGCUCGUCGGCAACAGCCAGGAGACUGUCUCUAGGUCUUCCUCUUAGAUCGUCUGCAGAAUUGGCAAGCUCUGACGACGACCAAAAAAACAUGCAAGGCUCCCCCACUACCCCUACAGCAGCUACGGCAGCGGCCGAUAUCGCAGCGGCGGCAGCAGGUACCUCCCCUAGGAGUCAGUACUUGCAAAAAUGCCAGCAGCUAUUUCAAAUAGGUAGUCGGGGGAGCGAAGCCGGAUGUUUUACAUGGCCGAGAGGCGUGGCCGUCGGCCCAGAUAACAGCAUCAUUGUAGCUGAUUCUUCCAACCAUAGAGUGCAAGUUUUCGAUUCCCGCGGACGUUUUCUAAAAGAGUUCGGCCAGUACGGUAACGGAGAAGGUGAAUUUGAUUGUCUCGCAGGUGUUGCCGUUAAUCGCAUUGGACAGUAUAUCAUCGCUGACAGAUACAAUCAUAGAAUCCAGGUAUUCGACCCUUCUGGAAGAUUUCUAAGGGCUUUUGGUAGCCAAGGUACCGCGGACGGACGUUUCAAUUAUCCCUGGGGAAUUGCCACGGAUGCUUUAGGUUUCAUCUAUGUUUGCGACAAGGAAAACCAUAGAAUACAAGUUUUCCAAUCAGAUGGUACAUUUGUGGGGAAAUUUGGCUCGAUGGGAAGCAAGAAAGGACAGCUCGAACAUCCCCAUUAUAUAGCAGUAUCCAACACCAACCGUGUUAUAGUUUCCGAUUCGAACAAUCAUCGCAUACAAAUAUUCGACGUUAAUGGCAAAGUGUUAUCUUCCUUUGGCUCGGAGGGUUCGGAAGGAGGACAAUUUAAAUUUCCAAGAGGUGUAGCAGUCGAUGAUCAAGGUUACAUAUGCGUGGCUGAUUCGGGAAACAACAGAAUUCAAAUCUUCCACCCUGACGGCACCUUCCUUCGAGCUAUUGGAUGUUGGGGAUCACAGAAAGGCGAAUUCAAAGGUUUGGAAGGUGUUGCGAUGACACCGGAUGGGCACAUUCUAGUGUGUGAUCGAGAGAAUCACCGAAUUCAAGUGUUUUGAGAAUUUAAUUGUUUGACCAUUUGAUGUUCUUUUUGAAAUACACCCCUGUUAACUCAAUAAUCAAUAAACGUAUUGCAUUUCCUUA